Messenger RNA from Symbiodinium necroappetens, 8655 nucleotides. The record is from the annotation of a GenBank genome assembly. NCBI's taxonomy places the organism in Eukaryota, Dinophyceae, Suessiales, Symbiodiniaceae.
AUGUCCUGCAUCUCCAUCAUGUUUGUGCCUGUGCAGUUUGUCGAGAAUGUGGAGAAGCAGAGUGAAGUGGAGAGCACGCCAGCACAUGACAGCGACAUCGACACCGUCGAGGACUCCAGCUCCUCGCAGGUCCCUUCUCCUCGAUCAGAGGCUUGCGAGGAAGACGAAUGCAGCGUGGUCGUGAGGAGCACGUUUAUCGGAUUGAGUGAUGGCAGCCUUGUGCAGCAUUACAGGCGUCUGCGUCGAUUCCAGACCGACUCUGUCUUGGUCGAGGUCUCUCCAGAAGAGGCAUAUGAGCCCGGGAAGUUGAGCGAUUCCAAGCUGCAGGAGAGCCGGAGCAAUUGCUCUCGCGAAGCUGAGGGGCACACGGUGGCAGGCAAGGGCUUGCUCCACGAAGCACCCUCAGCACAGCAGGUGGCACGGGUCCCAACACGAACCACAGUUAUGCUGCGGAACAUUCCUAACAAUUACACCCGGGAGAUGUUCCUGGAGUUGUUGGACCAUCACGGCUUCGCCGGGCGCUACGACUUCGCCUACCUGCCUUGCGACUUCUACAGGGACGCCAACCUUGGCUACGCCUUCGUGAACCUGGUGGAUAGCACGGCCGUGGAGGACCUCUGGGCAGCCUUCGACGGCUUCGUGGGUUGGACUCUGCCUUCCGCAAAGGUCUGCCAGGUUCGGUGGAGCGGCCCGCAUCAGGGCUUUGAGGCGCACGUGGAGCGCUACCGGAACAGCCCGGUCAUGCACAGGAGUGUGCCGGAUCAGUACAAGCCGGUCAUUUUCAAAGAUGGCGUGCGUAAGUACGAGAAGCUCGUGAGCCAUGCCAGCAAGUGCAAGGCGCUGACGGCAUUUUUCAGCCUUCAGGUGUUGCAGCGCUGGGGUGUUCCUCCAGACGGGUUUGAUGGCAUUGCGGCUUGUUUGUUGCCGGAGCCCAUAUCCGAGCUCGUGCUUCAAGGCAUGUGGGAAGGUUUCAGGGUCCCUCCUGCUGUUCAGGCAGCUAAGGGCCAGCACGAGGUUUUGCGUUCAGAACCUCUGGACUUGCUGGAAGUGGAAGGUUUUCUCCAAAAUCUUCGUCGAUGGAGUCCCGUUGUCUUGAGCCAGUGCAAUUCAGAAGAGGAACGUGCUGGAGAACAGAUGCAUCUGGAAGCCUUUGCGACGUGGCUGCGACAGCUGUUGUUGUAUUUUCGGCCAUAUUUUGCAAAGGAGGCUGCUGAUUUACAGGCUAAGCGGAGGCCAGACUUGUCCGGCCAUCAGCGGUACUCCCAUUCCCAGCUGCUUGGCAUGGUCUUGUUUGCCUGGCACUUGCGAGAUUCAGUUGCCUUGACAGAUGUCAUGCCUAGUGCGUUGCAAGCAAUUAUGCCAGAUUUUUUUGCACUGACAAGUGUGGCGAAAGGCGUACAGGUGCUGAAACAAAGCAAAUCACUUUUACGGAAUGCCCAGCUUGGAGUAGACAUAGCACUUAUGCUUGUGAGACGCAGACAGCUGCAAGCAUCCGGGCCUUCAGCACGUUACGGGUGGGCAGAUUCGUCAGCUGUUGCCAAAAGCGAUUGGUUGAUAUCCAAACAUCAAGCAGUGCCAGAAAGCCGUUGCCCCGAGUUGUGGCAAUCUUGGUCUGAACUUGUGCAUUCCACAGAUGUCGACAAUGACAAUGAGCGCGAGGGUUUAGAUGCCGCUGUUGGCAGCAUGAAGGGGCUGAGAGAUUUUUUGAGCACCUUUGUCUCUUUCACGACCGAUAUGGGCACGGAGAUGGGGACAGCUUCGUUCAUUCUAGAUGAUUUGCAGAAGCUGUUGCCAGAAUGGUUGGCAGACCCGCUUCUUCUCCCGGACGUUGAUGGGGGUGGGGAAGAUGAAAACAGUGGAGCCUUUGAGGGGCUGAGUUUGUUCAUGCCUCGCGCAAUCAUCAUUCCUGGCGCAUUGCAUAUUUGCAGUAACCUAUGCAAGGAUGUUUCUGGCAAACUCAGCCAUUGGAGUCUAUUCUUGAAGCAGCUGGCCUUGUUCGAGGCUUUGCUUUGCAACCGUGACAGGCGUGAACGUUUCUUGGCCACAUGUGUUUCUGCAGAUUCAGAGGAUCGCCGGCUGUUCAAGAAUUUCAGUGGCAGUUUGUACGAGAAGCGGUGGGGGGCUGUCAUCAGUUUUCUUCGCAAACUCGUGCCCCUGUUAGUGGCAUUUGAGAAGCACUGGAACCAUGACAAAUAUCUGCACGCGUACCAUCAGAGGGACGGGGCCGGGGCUGAAGCAGAUGAAGGCGUGCGAUUUGUAGCUGCGGACUUGAGCGCUGCGCUUGGGAGCAGUAUGUUUCAUGCGUACAUUCAGAUGGUGAUGUCCUUGUUCAAUGUCGUUGAAGAUCUUUCAUCUUGGUUCGAAGGAUGCUUGAAUGAAGUGUUUAGCAAGCUGGUGAACCUCGGCAAGACUUCGUUGUUGAAGGUCAUUCAGGUCCGCAAACUUGGAGCGGAGGAUGAGGUGCUUGUGAUGCAAGAUUUCGAGGCAGGACGUAGCUACAUUCAGUUGGGUUUGCAGGUAAAGAUGAACUUCUGGAGCAAACUACCAUGGCGGCUUGCAGCGCUAAGUCACACAGAUGCAGCUGUAGCCAGGCCAGCUGCAGCCGACAUGUUGGAGACAACUGCUGGUCUGGCUGGCUUCGAGGGAGAUGCAUCCUUGGUCCAUCACCCAACGACUUUACAUUUCUUGGGCAAUGGUAGCUUGCUUCGUCCCAUGAUCCAGGAAUUUGCAAACGGAGAAGCCAUGCAUGAUUUCCUGCGGUCUGAAGCUUGCAAGCUGGCCUUCAUGCCAGUCGUUGAGCGUAGCAUCGAGGCCAAGCACUCAUUGAUAUCUCGAAGGGUGCAGAAAAACUGGAGGUCUGGCCGGAUUGUCUCAUUGACUCUGCGAGUGCCAGACAUCAAAGCAGAAAUUGCAGCCGAUGCCACGUAUCUGCAAACCUUGGUUGAAGCCUUUGCCGAGACUCGAGACCCCAUGCGAGCUGCCCGUCAGCUUGGCAUUCAAGAGCAUCCAGAUCUUGUGAGUGCCGUGUUCGACAGAUGGCACCAUGCACGUGUCACUGGCAUUGUGAACAGGAUUGUUUAUCGCUGCGACCUGCAGUCCAAGUUUGAAUCUCAUGCAGCAGUGCGUGCAGGACAUGACCGGGAAUCAGGUAAGCGGGCUCGCCUAGCACAAAAAGAAAUGCAACGGAUCGUCCAGGCUUCCCCGGCUCCCCCUGCCGGGCCACGCACCGAGGAGGAGAGAUACACGAGUAUGCUGCGACUUGCGAUUGAGGACCACUUUACUCAACUGACGUCAGCUUGUUCUCAGCCUUGCGUGUACUCUUUGGAUGUGUCCUCGGAUCCCACAGGUAGUGCACCUGCCCUCACAGCCUUAGAUGCAGCGUUCGAGGGUCAGGAGGUUGUAGGUGUUGCCAGAGCCAGAGCCACUGAUUCUCGUCUCAUUUCAGAUGUAGAAGAUGCCGCUCAGGAGCCAAAGCUCUACUUCGAAGGUGCUGAGAUUGUGCACUUUCAAGUUGUACAUGCAUCCCCAAGCAACAUGCACACCGUUCCCAUGCCACGAGCUGCAGGCACUCGUUUGACCAAGGGGCAAUAUGCCGUCUCCAUCCACUCUCUCGUUGAGGAUGGGGAUGGGUUCAGACACAUUGCUUUGGAGCCUGUUACACAGGGCCAGACCUCUGUUGCAAUCUUGUCAGGACUCGCUGCCGGUAGGUUGGAUGUUUUGCAGGAAACCUUUACGCAGUUUUCUUUGGGGCCUUUGUCCUACAACAUCAGAGGUUUCAAGGCUCAGGGUUGCUCUUGCAGCGCAGAAGUUUCGCAGCUUGUGCGUUGUUGUGCCUUCCCGGCUGGUGAUGGGCGUUGCGAAGUUCCCCUCGAAAAUGGUCGUGUCCCCAGGCAGUGGGAAGAGCUUGAAGCGGCCGGCUUCAUUGAGUGUGUGUCAGAAAAUGAAGACAACAUGAAGGAUUAUGUGUUCACCGAGGCUGGUGCUGCCGGGAUUCAAGCUGUCGUCACAUUGGUCGAACCAAAGCUUGUUUGUCAGCCUCGCAGUGACCUCGCUCUAACCGAUUUGAGUGUGUAUGAACUUAUCAAAAAGCUUGAAGAUUCCGGUUGGACUUGGUCAUGCUUGCCAACCAAAACACAACAGAAGAAGGAGCUGUGCUAUUCGGCAGACAGUGACAAGACCUGGUAUUUCGGUAGUGGCUUGCCUAGCCCUUUGUACUUGCAGUGCCUUCUUCGAGCCGAAGAGCUGCGUAACCUUGGUGUUGUGUCGAUUCCCCAUUACAGUUCCACACCUUCUACGACGUACAAGCGGCUGUUGCAGGGUGAGGCCCUUGUGACUGGCCCUGUUCGGCCACCUGCACGAUUGGCUUUGCUUGAUGAUGUUGAUGAGGGUCGGGGGUCUUUGGAGCCUUUAGAGUUGCAGCCGCCAUCAGAUUUUGUUUUCGAUGACGAGACCUCGCCAGAUGGGCCUCGAAUCCAUACAAUGGAAGAGAUCGAGGAAGCUCUAGGGUGGUUUAGCAGCCCUGAGGAUUCCGGUGAGGAGCAUGGGCGCACUCCAAGACCGCCUCUUGACGUGGAGUCGCAGCCUCCUGCUGCUGGCAGUGGUGAUGUUUCUUUGGCGCACGGAGCAGAGCCAGCAGGAAACAUGUUUGGGCACGAUGCUUUGGCCAUGGAUGUUGAUGGAGUAACUGUUGAGUCGCCGCAACGACGCCGGGUAUCCAAGCGGCAGAGGUUGGAGGACGAGAACGAGGAUGCACCGGGAACUCCAGACCGAGCAGGAGCCCCCGAUGUGGAUUCGACAGACAGCGGGCCCAAGUCCUUUGAGGAGAUGAUGGGCUGGGCCAAGAAGCUUCUGAGUUCAGCGUUGGCUUUCAUAUCCAUGAAAGGUAUGAAUGAAGCCGCUGUGUUGAAACGACUCUUCAGCGUGAAGCUCCUGGUCACGACAUCGUAUAGUGGAAUCGGUGUGCCAGAAAUUUCCUUGCACUUCUUGCAGGAUGCUUUGCGUGCACUCGGCGGCGGUGGCGAGCUUGCGUGUUGCAUUCAUGCCGGCACGGAGAUAGACCGUUUUUGUCGGCGGUUGCUUGAAGCUCAUCACAAACAGACUAGGAGCGAGCAUCUGUUUGGGGAUCUUCUUGAGAGGGUCAGGAAGCAAGACGUGGCAGCUGUGGAGGAGCUGCAAGGCAAGUACAAAAAGCUCUUCGAUGCUGAGGUUCAGCGUCGGUCUAAGACUGCCGCAAUCAGCCCGGCCCAGCGAAAGACCUUGGUCUCUAAAUAUGGCCGUGCCUUUGUUACAGCAUCCUUGCAAUAUCUUUCGACCAAUGCGAGCCUCAGCAGGGCGUGUGAGUGCCACUGCUACAAGCAUGACAGGUGCUGCCGGAUAUGGCCAGAGAACAGCAAAGACAAAGGCACGUUGCACCUGGAGGUAGCAGGUGUAACGUGCACUCCCUGGUCCAUGUCAGGGAAGCAGAUGGGUUGGCUAGACCCCAACUCCAUACCGUGCAUCGUGUGGAUGUUCAGCAUGCAAGUAGCUUCUCCAGGUAUUAUUGUGAAUGAAUGCACUCCUUUGUUCGAUGUAGAGGUCUUGGAACGAGUUCUGCAGGACACACAUGUUUGUGCCACCAAUGUGUUCGGCCCAACAGACAUGGGCGUCCCGUGCAACCGUGUACGUCGGUACACAGUGCUGAUCAGAAAGGAUUUGUGUUGUGAUUUGGGUUUCUUCUCGAAAGAGACCUUUCGUCAUCUCAUUGCAGCACCUGUGGCCACAGAUGCAAGCGUCUUCUUGAGGGCAACGCCUGAUCAGAUCCAAGCCUUCAUGAACGACCUCGCAGAGCAAAGAGGUUUGCAGCCGCAAGCCGGGAGCAUGGGCUACAGUGCAGCAGUCGUGCUCAGUCCUUGGUUGAGAAUGCAGCUCGCGAAGUACAAGGAUGUGGUCCAAGAGUCUCCGCGGUAUUCUGGCAGAGCAGCAAUCUUCGUAGAUCUUUCUCAGGAUCCCGUGCAGCGGCCGAGAGUCAGUGACAUCAUUCCGUGCUUGCUCCGAAGCUCAUUCCUUUACUCAAUGGAAGCCUGCCGACCUUUGCAUCCUCUUGAGAUUUUGGCUGUGCAGUGUCUACCCGUGACCCUGGAUCAGGCGACCAACAUUGCAGGCAACACGAUGUUCCUGCCCGCUGUGGGCAGUGUGCUUUUGCUUGCGCGAGGCAUGUCGGAGUUCCAGCUCAGCUUUGACUUGGAUGAGGACAUGGCUGGUGUUGAAGAGCGUGAUGGGACCAUGGAUGCAGCAGUACCUCAGGAAGAUGAUCCUCAGCCCCCGCAGGCCAAGGCGGCAUCAAGGGACUUAAAGGGCCGUCACAAGUCCACCAAGGGCGGUAAGGACUCCAAGACUCUUCGCCAAUGCAAGGCCUGCCUGCAGAAGAAGCCCGAGUCAGAGUUUGCCGUGAACCAGGCAGUGGAUAUGGAAUGCAAAAAAUUCUUGGACAGCAUCAGCAAGCAGGCGCGGGCCCAAGGUCCGGAGGCCGUGAAAUGGUACCAAAAGACGAGAAGCGACCCUACCAAGUGCAAGAAGAUGAUCGAAAGUUACAAGGUUGCUUACAAAAGCUGGGCCGCCAACGGCAAGCAGGGAAAGCUCAAGUGGAGUGUUAUCCAGUAUCGGGAGAGCCUCUCUGCAGAGUCCGGCAUGCGUGUCUCCGAGAACCAGCAAAUGAUGUGGGAGAAGCAAGCAAAGCUUUUCUGGCAAAGCGUUGAUGGCGGUUGCUGGACAGAGGAGGAAGCGGAGCAGAAAUGGGCAUCCUUGGUAGCUCUGGCAAAAACCGGCGAGGUUGUGAGCGACAAAAAGGGCCCUGAGCGUAAGCCUCUUCGCAUCGCCGUCACCAAAGAGGACAUGGUGUACAACUACAACGAUGUGUCCAAGAAGCGGUCCCUUGACUUCAGCGACAAGCCCGUGAAGAACAUGGAUGGAAACCAGCUGGCCCAGAUGAUGUUGCAAGGAGGUGCUGGCCAAGCUUUUGAGGGUGCCACCUUGAAGAUUGGACAGGUGCAGAACCUCCUGCCCGAAUCAGAUGAGGAACCACCGGUGACCCCAGCAAAGAAGAUGAAGAAGGAGGACGAGCAGGGGGGAGAGGGUGCUGACGAAGCGGACACUGCCAAUGACGCCGAAGACAAGAAGGGCAGUGAGAAAUGGUUCGAUAAGGAUCGAGCAAUCAAUGCCGCGCAAAAAACCUUGGGUAGUCAGGAAAAGAAGGUUUUGGAUCUUCACAAGCUGCGGGUCCAGGAGUUGACGGCUGCGCUAGAGAUGAUUGCAGCUUUGGCGCCUGAGGACAGGGAGCACUUUGCAGGCGAGCACAAGAUCGCAACUGUGCGGCUCAACUUCUUGCGUGCGAUCGAUAGUACAUCACAGGAGUUGGAGGGGCUCAUUCAGAAGUUCCAGGACCCAAUCUCGCCAAGCAAGACUGAGGCUUCGGAGACGGCCUCAAUGGCUGGUGUUCUUGCACUUGGGAACUCCCCGCCCUGCAAGACAUUCGCGGAGCUAAGGCUUCUCGUAGAGCUGAGUGCUUGCAAGGAUGAGGUGCUCGGUUGCACUACGAUGGAGGAGAUCACGGAGCACAAGAAAACGUUUGCAAAGAUGAAGGCCCCGUUCCUUGACCUCCUUGGUUCGGCUCAUGCUGCUCGUCUUUUCAAGGUUGUUCUGAACGACAUCAAGAAGGUACAGAAAGUUCUUGCAUCCGAGAAGGCCAAGGCUGCGACUUCUAAGGCGAAGCCGCCCGGCAAGAAAGACAUGCCUGGUUCGACGCCACAGCAUGCCAUAUUCGAGGAAGCAGCCAACGUCAGUCAAAAGUUUGAGCCCGUCGGUGAGUCCAACUGGAAAAGUUUGCAGUUGGACCUGCCAGCCAUCAUUAACAUCGAGCCGGACACCUUGGGCAAGCUCUUCAGCGUGGAAGCCAAGCUUGGUCUGGGCCAGUUGAAGAAGAUGUUCAAGGCAAAUGGUGCCCAGACCCCACGUGCGGAAGUGGCUUUGGACCUCGUUAUCGUUCGCAACAUCGCGAGCGCCCUCGAGCAGAAGAUCCCCGAGGGCAUGAGUUUCUACAUUGGCAAGGCCGAUGCCGUGGCCACAGCAUCGAAGGAGUUGUCCGACCAGCUUCACAAGGCCAUGUUGACAACAGGCUACGCCAUCAGCCCUGGCCAUGCCACCUUCGCUAUGGAGAAACUGUUCUUGCCGUGCCUGCGCUUCGCAAGCGAAGGCAUCCGCCAGAUUGUGCUGCUUCCAUAUGACAAGUUGAUGCAUCACUUGGCGCCCGAGGCAAAGGACAUUUUCGAUGCGCAGGUCAAGCAGAGUGCAACACAGUUCCUCAAGUUCUGCAGUCAGGACAAGUUGAAGGCCUAUGUGGACUCAGGUGGCAAGUGCUAUUCUGGAAAGGUUCGGACCGGGCAGGUGCUCUACAUUCCAGCCGGGUGGGCGUUUGCCGAGAUCACCAAUGAGUUGUCGCUCGGUUUGAAGACGCCCCUGUUCACGGACAUGCCAUGUGCUCGUGAGUUCUUUGCAAAAGCAAAGAGCUCGAACAGUGACAGCCCGGGUGCUCGCGAGCAGCAGCGAGUUGCUGAUGCGUAUCUUCAGGCCAUGAGUAAUCAUGCAAAGCCACAGAACAAGGAUGCUUUGACAGCGCUUUGA